Cladocopium goreaui is the source of this 4380-nucleotide messenger RNA. NCBI's taxonomy places the organism in Eukaryota, Dinophyceae, Suessiales, Symbiodiniaceae. The record is from the annotation of a GenBank genome assembly.
AUGAAAGAGAUCCCGUUUCAGAACCGCGGCGAGAUGAAGGAACUGCCCUGCGCCGCCUGUGGCCUGGGGGCCGUCUUCCUGUGCAGCGGCUGCCGCAGAGUGCGAUUCUGCUCUUUCAGCUGUCAACGAAAGAUGUGGAAAGAGCACCGAGGACAAUGUCAAGGUACAUCUCGAGUGCAACGUGCAGAGGGUGCUGCGCCGGAUGGCUCCUGGGUCAUGGUCUUCAACACCGAUGCCCUGCCGGGCCACGACGCUGGCGCAGUGAGCACUGGGGGCCCCGCAAAGGCCAAGGCGGUCUGUGAGGAGAAAGGCUUUGGAGGUAUGGUCCUGUGGCAAAACACCUUCUUUCUCCGAAAGGAGCCUGCGGAGGAGUUGGUCGCUGCCAUGCAACAUGCGCAGGGCACACACCUUUGGCUGCUGCUGCCGGCCGCGCGGGCGAUGCCCAAGUGGCCGUUGCGAGAAAGGCUGGAGGAGGUGAUGGUGGAAGGAGCCAAGGGUGUGAAGAAAUGCCACGGUUUGACGGUGGAGGAGAUGGACCAACACUUUCGCGACAGCACCCCAGUGGUGCUGACUGAUGCGCAAGAGGGCUGGCCUGCGCGCGAGAAAUGGACCUUCGAGUGGAUGGCAGCGACCUAUGGCCACGAGACAAUGCCCUGCAGCGAUUUGGCGCCCUUCUUCCGUCACGUGGACCGCGGACACAUUCGCACCGUGCAGGCGCCGCUGGCGGAGUUCGUGCGCUACGUUCGAGGUGAGGCGAGCGUUUUUCAUGCACGUCAACUGGAGGAUCGCAUCUUCUACGCCAAUGGCUGGGCGCCCUUCCUGGAACGCCCGGAGCUCCUGGAGGACGUCCGCGACCGGCUCUACUGCGUCCGCGACGCCGUGCCGAAGAACGGCGCCGGCGACGGGGCGCGGGUCUUCGACGCGGCGCUGACGAAGAUCUUCAUGGGACCGGCCGGUACGGUAUCACGGCUACACCAUGACACCUAUGCGACGCAUGUCUGGCUCUCUCAGAUUCGUGGUAGGAAGCAGUUCAUCUGCUAUCCACCAGAGGAUACUGAGAAGCUCCACAGUCUGCCGGUCGACGAAGUUGAUGGCCGUACCUCCCUCUUCGAUCCAGAACACCCCGACUUCGGUCGCUUCCCCAAUGCUCGGAAGGCUCAGGCCUACAGUGUAGUGGUGGAAGAGGGCGAAACGGUGGUUCUGCCUGCGCGCUGGUGGCAUUGGGCAAAAAGCCUCACACCUUCCAUCACGCUGAUGAGGAACUUUGUGAACCAAAGCAACCUUCAGGAUCACCUGGCGAUUCGACAACGAGCAGAAAAGAUGAAAGCCAUGAAAGCGGAUCGCCAGUUCAACCUCAUGUUCAAGACUGUGACGCCGGACCACGCUCUAAAGGACACUCUGGAGCUACCGGAGGACGGUGACAAGGAGAACGAGAGGCAACAGGUGCCGCGGUUGCGGCUCAUUUUCCGUCCAGUUUUAGUGGCGCGGGCACCGGACACCACAGCGAAGAUUAUGAGCAAAAGAGUCGCAGAUCAGGAAGCUGAAGGGCCCGGCCCCAGCGGCCUGAAAAGCGAUUUGGUGCUGCGGCAGAUCGGUGACCCGACAAAGGGCUUCGUUUUCAAGGACCAAAGCAACUACAACGAAGUGGCUGAUGGGGUGGUGGCCUUCGUUCAACAGCAGCUGACCACCCUCUGCGACCUGUUGCCUUAUCCUUUGCCCACCACAGCGGCGGAUGCCAAUUCUGUGGUCUAUGCCACAAGCAACUUCCAGGAGCAUCUGGGUCCCCUGCUGCUGUUGAUCUGCGGUUCGGCGCCGGGCGGCGCCGCCGGCGUUUGGGGCCGAUCUUUGUGCAUCAACGCCUCGCUACACGAGGGUGCCAUGUUCGACUACAUCUUCCGGGCGCAGACCCUGGGUUGGGCCGUCGUCGUGGCCAACCCCAACGUCAACGACAUCUGUGGCAAGAGCAUCACGGGAUCUGAAAGUCCUCAUCGACAUUUGAGGACUUUGUGGACAUCAUACCUCAACACUGCGAAAGCCUCGAAGAUCUUGGUGGUGGCGCACUCCUACGGCGCGCCUAACCUGGUGAACUUGUUGAAGGUGGAAGCAUCUUCUCGGGAACGCCUGGCGGCGGUGGCCUUCACAGACGGUGGAGCCUUUCCACCUGGCGUUCUCUUGGAAGAGCGGAUUCCGAGUGAAGAGGACGUGGCCAACGCUGCGCCGUUCGGCAUCGACAUGAAACCGGAGCAGAUGGGCUUCCUGCGACAGACCCUGCUGCGCUUCGCAGAGCUGGCGCCCGAGGCCUUUCGCCCGGCCAUCCCUGAGGUGGCGCAGUGCCUGGAACGCGUGGGGCGCAACUUUCGCGCGGAUGGGCGAGCGCCAGGCACCCCCUUGGCCGCCUGGUCCGAGGGCGUUUGCGAUGUGAGUGCCGGACACACCAGCCACCCAGCCACGACGCACAGCGCCACGGAGCCGUUGUUUGAGUUCCUGCAGCGGGGUGCUGAUGGUCAGGCAGCUGCUGCCAAUGAGGAGCUGAGGGCACAACUGGUGCACCGCUUGCAGAACCGCGUUCUGCUGCUGCAGCGCGAACUGGAACUGCUUCGAGGCCCAAGGGGACGAGGAGCGCAGGAGCCCAUGGUGCCGGAGAAGCAGUUCCAGCAGCUGACCACGGCGCAUGCCAAGGUGGCGACUCAACUGCAAGUCCUCAAGGAGCAGCGGAACAGCAACGGCAGCAACGGCUGCACCCAAUUUAUGCGCAGAGAUACGGCAUGGGCCACGAGGCACGGGCCCGGCACGUUGGGCAUGUCGAGCCGACGUGGUAGUGCCCAGCGGUAUACCAAUGUGCUCCCACGGCGUGGAGGCCAUAUACCGAAGAUGACGGAGAGUCGCACGCGAUACUUGCCACUGGAAAUCAAAGGCUGUUGUGUUUUGAAGGAAGUCAGUCAGAACAAGUAUCGCGUGGACAACAGCGAACUAAAGGACCGGGCCCAUGGUGUCUGUUAUCGAUUGUCGAAGAGCGUCGACGACAAGGACCCCGAGCACGUCGCCUAUUGGGGCUCUGUGGUGAUCGGUCGGCCGGCGGGGGACGGCUGGCUGUGCUGCGACCUCGAUGAGGAGGGGAUGGAGCUCCUGGAGAGGCUCGAGAAGGAGAAUCCCAUUGAAACGCUGAAACGCUGUGGUCACAAAGGUCGCCUGAUGGUUUCCGGUUCCACUAGUUCUAAUGUGGACGGCCGCUGGGUGGCGCGCGGCCACACGGGGACCAAAGUCAUCGACGGCGAUAUGGUGCAGUAUGGCCUGGGCUUAAGCACCACGAUGGCCUGGGAAGGUCUCAACAGCUUUUCCAUUGACGUCAUGGGAGAAAGACGACGGGCUCGCUUGAUUGAUGACACCUUAGUCUGGAACGAUGGCGAUGUGUGGACCCGUGAUGGGCGAACACGCCAUUCCAACAUGAAGCCUGUGGACACUUAUGGAGACAGCGAGCUGGAAGCAGGGACUGCCAUGAUGCCGCCCUUUACUGCCUUCUGCCAGAAGGGAUUGAAACCCAACAGUCCCAACCAGGACGCUUGGUCCGUGGUCCGUGUUGAAGACGAUUUCUCCAUUUAUUCGGUCUACGAUGGGCAUGGCCCCCAUGGUCACGACGUGGCCAACUUCGUGAAGGACACCCUGCCGCGGCUGCUGGUGUCGCGACUCACCGAAGCGGCGGAUCUCAGGGAGAUGUUCACGGAAACCUACCGCCGCAUGCACCUUCUGAUCGACAGCGCGGAUGCCUACGACAAGCUGAGCGCGCGCUGGUCGGGCUGCACCAGCACCACGGUUGUCCACCACCAUCAGACAGGGCGUCUCAGUCUCGCCCAUGUUGGCGACAGCAGUGCAGUGCUGGGAGGUUGGGACGGCGCCAAGACUUACGCCAAGCAGCUGACCAGAGAUCAUAAGCCGCAGCUGAAGGAUGAGAUGGCAAGGAUCAUCGCAUCUGGAGGGUUGAUCGACUUUGAUGGAUAUUCAGAUUAUCGCAUCUACAACAAGGAUGGCUAUGGUGCGGGGUUGAACAUGACCCGCUCCCUGGGGGACCUGGAGGCGCAUCGCGAGACUGGCCUCAUUGCAGAUCCCGAGGUAUCAGAGCAUCAGGUUGGAGCCCAUGACCGAGUUCUAUUGCUGUGCAGCGAUGGAAUUUGGGAGUUCAUGAAGCCAGAGGAGGCGGUGGACAUCGCCCUGAAGUUCUCCGAUCCUCGGGAGGCCGCACAGGCUCUGGUGAAGGACGCUCGACAGCGCUGGAGCCUGCAGGCCGAAUACAUCGACGACAUCGUAGUGCUGGUGAUUCCACUUUCCACUAGCAAGAGCCCUCGCAGAAGCCCCGUGAACAAAGCCAGCUCGGGCGGGGCGUGA